Molecule: messenger RNA, 3409 nt
Organism: Panthera uncia (snow leopard)
Lineage: Eukaryota; Metazoa; Chordata; Mammalia; Carnivora; Felidae
Gene: ITGA4
Product: integrin subunit alpha 4
Exons: 28
Coding region: 90-3197 (1035 amino acids)
Biological process (GO): integrin-mediated signaling pathway; cell-cell adhesion; cell adhesion mediated by integrin
Cellular component (GO): external side of plasma membrane; integrin complex
Molecular function (GO): integrin binding
Source: RefSeq, a predicted model, not a curated record
GGGGCGCUCUUCCCCUUGGCCGACCGUCUCAUCCAGCGCAACUUUGGGACAGCGGCCUUUUGGUGUUGAAUGUUCCCGUCCGAGAGCGCAUGGCUGGGGAAGCGAGGUGCUGGCCGGGUCCCCGAGGGGCCGCCGUCCGGGAGGCGGUGUUGCUGCCGCUGCUGCUGCUGUGCCUGGGCGUCCCGACCGGGCGCCCCUACAACGUGGACACCGAGAGCGCGCUGCUCUACCAGGGCCCCCCCAACACCCUUUUCGGUUAUUCGGUGGUGCUGCACAGCCACGGGGCGAACCGAUGGCUCGUAGUGGGGGCGCCCACCGCCAGCUGGCUCGCCAACGCUUCAGUGGUCAAUCCUGGCGCGAUUUACAGAUGCAAGAUCGGAGAGAAUCCAGACCUGACGUGCGAACAGCUCCAGCUGGGUAGCCCUACUGGAGAACCUUGUGGAAAGACUUGUCUGGAAGAAAGAGACAAUCAGUGGUUGGGGGUCACACUUUCCAGACAGCCAGGAGAAAAUGGCUCCAUUGUGGCUUGUGGGCAUAGAUGGAAAAACAUAUUUUAUAUAAAGAAUGAAAAUAAGCUCCCUACGGGUGUUUGCUAUGGAAUGCCCCCUGAUUUACGAACAGAACUGAGCAAAAGAAUAGCUCCAUGUUAUCAAGAUUAUGUGAGAAAAUUUGGAGAAAAUUUUGCAUCCUGUCAAGCUGGAAUAUCUAGUUUUUACACUGAGGAUUUAAUUGUGAUGGGAGCCCCAGGAUCAUCUUAUUGGACUGGCUCUCUUUUUGUCUACAAUAUAACUACAAAUAAGUACAAGGCUUUUUUAGACAAAGAUAAUGAAGUAAAAUUUGGAAGUUAUUUAGGCUACUCAGUUGGAGCUGGUCAUUUUCGGAGUCCGCAUACUACCGAAGUAGUUGGAGGAGCCCCUCAACAUGAACAGAUUGGUAAAGCAUACAUAUUCAGCAUCGAGGCCAGAGAACUAAACAUCUUACAUGAAAUGAAAGGUAAAAAGCUUGGUUCCUAUUUUGGAGCUUCUGUCUGUGCCGUGGACCUCAACGCAGACGGCUUCUCAGACCUCCUCGUGGGAGCUCCCAUGCAGAGCAUCAUCAGGGAGGAAGGCAGAGUGUUUGUGUAUAUCAACUCUGGCUCAGGAGCAGUAAUGAACGAAAUGGAAACAGAGCUCCUUGGAAGUGACAAAUAUGCUGCAAGAUUUGGGGAAUCUAUUGUUAAUCUUGGAGACCUUGAUAAUGAUGGCUUUGAAGAUGUUGCAAUUGGAGCUCCACAGGAAGAUGGCUUGAGAGGUGCUAUUUAUAUUUACAACGGCCGAGCAGAUGGGGUCUCACCAACGUUCUCACAGAGAAUUGAAGGACUUCAAAUCAGCCAAUCAUUAAGUAUGUUUGGACAGUCUAUAUCUGGACAAAUUGAUGCAGAUAAUAAUGGAUAUGUAGAUGUGGCAGUUGGUGCUUUUCGGUCUGAUUCUGCUGUGUUGCUGAGGACAAGACCCGUAGUGAUUGUUGAAGCUUCUUUAAAACAUCCUGAGUCAGUAAAUAGAACAAAUUUUGACUGUGUUGAAAAUGGAUUGCCUUCUGUGUGCAUGGAUCUAACACUCUGUUUCUCAUACAAGGGCAAAGAGGUUCCAGGUUAUAUUGUUUUGUUCUAUAACAUGAGUCUGGAUGUGAACCGGAAGAUAGAAUCUCCAUCAAGAUUUUACUUUUCUUCUAAUGGAACAUCUGAUGUGAUUACAAGCAGCAUAAAAGUGUCAAGCAAAGUAGCUAACUGCAGAACACAUCAAGCAUUUAUGCGGAAAGAUGUGCGGGACAUCCUCACCCCAAUUCAGAUUGAAGCUGCUUACCACCUUGGGCAUCACGUCAUCAGUAAACGAAGUACAGAGGAAUUCCCCCCACUUCAACCAAUUCUUCAGCAAAAGAAAGAAAAAGACAGAAUUGAAAAAACGAUAAAUUUUGCAAGAUUUUGUGCCCACCAAAAUUGCUCUGCUGACUUACAGGUUUCUGGGAGAAUUGGAUUUUUUAAGCCACAUGAAAAUAAGACCUAUCUUGCUGUUGGAAGUAUGAAGACCUUGAUGUUGAACGUGUCCUUGUUUAAUGCUGGAGAUGAUGCGUACGAAACGACUCUGCACAUCAGACUCCCCUCUGGUCUUUACUUCGUUAAGAUUUUAGAUCUGGAAGAGAAACAAAUAAACUGUGAAGUAACAGACAGUGCUGGCUUAGUAAAACUCGACUGCAGUGUUGGAUAUAUAUAUGUAGAUCACCUAUCAAGGAUAGAUAUUAGCUUUCUCCUGGAUGGGAGCUCACUCAGCAGAGCAGAAGAGGAUCUCAACAUCACAGUGCAUGCCACCUGUGCAAAUGAAGGAGAAAUGGACAAUCUGAAGCGUAACAAAGUGACUUUAGCAAUACCUCUCAAGUAUGAAGUCAUGCUAUCUGUUCAUGGGUUUGUAAACCCAACUUCAUUUGUGUAUGGACCAAAGGAAGAAAAUGAGCCUGAAACAUGCAUGUCAGAGAAAAUGAACUUCACUUUUCAUGUUAUCAACACUGGCCAUAGCAUGGCUCCAAAUGUUAGUGUGGAAAUAAUGGUACCAAAUUCUUUUGCCCCCCAAACUGAUCAGCUGUUCAACCUUUUGGAUGUCCAGACUACUGCUGGAGAUUGCCAUUUUAAAAGUUAUCAAAGAAAGUGUGCAUUAGAGCAGGAUAAAGGUCCCCUGGAGACCCUGAAAGACAUCUUCAGAUUCUUGUCAAAGACUGAUAAGAAGCUAUUGUUCUGCAUAAAAGCUGAUCCAUACUGUUUAAGUCUUUUAUGUAAUUUUGGGAAUAUGGAAAGUGGAAAAGAAGCCAGUGUUCACAUGCAGUUGGAAGGCCGCCCAUCUCUUUCAGAAAUGGAUGAGACUUCAGCGCUCACAUUUGAGAUAAGAGCAACGGCUUUUCCAGAGCCUAAUCCAAAAGUUAUUGAACUAAACAAGGAUGAAAAUGUUGCACAUGUUUUCCUUGAAGGACUACAUCAUCAAAGACCCAAACGUCAUUUCACAAUAGCAAUUAUUUCAAGUAGCUUGCUACUUGGCCUUAUUUUACUUUUAUUGAUUUCGUAUGUUAUGUGGAAGGUUGGUUUCUUUAAAAGACAGUACAAAUCUAUCCUACAAGAAGAAAACAGAAGAGACAGUUGGAGUUACGUUAACAGCAAAAGCAAUGAUGAUUGAAGACAUCUUUCAAAUUGAGAGGACAACGGACUCAGGUUAACCAAAGAAACUUAAGAUGUUGUUUACAACACUGACUUCUUCUAUGUACUUCUUUUACUCAUGACCUUGUGACAUAUUGGGUCUCCAUGCAAAUGAAAAAUCUAUGCAAUGAUUACUCUUCGAGAGGAAAAUAACUGCAAAGGGAAUAUUUAAUAUAUCCAAAGAGAAUCUUU